Molecule: messenger RNA, 1113 nt
Organism: Aspergillus puulaauensis
Lineage: Eukaryota; Fungi; Ascomycota; Eurotiomycetes; Eurotiales; Aspergillaceae
Exons: 1
Coding region: 1-1113 (370 amino acids)
Source: RefSeq, a predicted model, not a curated record
AUGUCCAUCUACGAAAACAUAGCCGCAACACGAGACCGGCACAGCCAAAUCCUCUCCUCUCUAGCAGCCGUAGACCGCGCCCCCGCAGCCCUAAAGUCGCACGAUGCCUACCUCUCCGACCUCCGCGACGAGCUCAACCAAACGAAUCGCAACCUGAAGGCAAUCCAAAAACACACACAAGCCGAGCGCGAGAAACACGCCAGCUACAGGGACAGCACCGUCCGGCGGCUGAUGUACCGGGCAACGGGGAAGCGGGCGGACUUUGAAGAGCGCGCGGAUAAGGAGAUGAGGGAGUACUAUAGUGCUGUGGAAAGAGAGAACGAGACGCAGGCGCGGAAUGAGAUGCUUGAGACGCAGAUUGGCGAGGCUGUGAGUCGGAAGAGGGAGUUGCAGCGGGCGUGUAAUGAGCGUGCGGCGCUGAGUGAUGAGCUGGAGGCCAUGUAUAGGAGUUUGUUCGAGGGUCCGACGGAGGAGUUCCCCGAGGAGGAUGCGCAGGAGCAGGUUACGAAGACGGCGCAGAGACGGUAUGGGGAGUUGAGUGAGCGGCUGGACAAUAUCAACCGGGCGGCGCAGUGUCUGGCGAAGGCGCAGCUGGCGAUUAAGCAAGCGAUGCUGAGUCUGUUUGAGGCCGUAAGGCAUUGCGAGAGGGAUAUUUGGGGGUUUGGGGGUCUUCUUGCGGAUAUGGGCCAGCAGAAUUGUCUCUCGCAGGCGCAGCAGAAGGUCAGCCAGACGCAGAUGCUGGUGAACCAGGCGAUGCGCCUUGAUCGCCAUGUGCAGCCGCUGCCGGCGAUGAAUAUAGUGCAGCAUGACAUGAUCAGCGGGCUUAUCUUUGACAAUGCGUUCUAUAACAUCAACUUCCUGAAGAGGGUGCAGCAGUCAUUCAACGAGGUGAAACUGGCCGAGCACGCCCUGGGGGUGCAAUUAAGGCGCACAAAGUCUCGCGCAGCAGAUAUGCAGGAGGACGUCGGUGAAGCCACAGUCACUCUCGACAGCGCGCAAAAGGAGCUUCGCAGGAUCAGGGAACAGGCCUUUAUGCAGGCUGCUGAGCCGCCGCCGCCGUAUUCAGAAAAGACUUCAGAAGUCGAGUCAGGGCUGGAAGCGCCUCGAAUGUAA